AUGCCUAAAAGAAAGAUUCCUUUAGAAGAACUAGGAGUUGAUGGAAAUGACCAAGACUAUGAAGUUGCCGAUGAGGAAUAUGUUGAUGAACAACAAAAACUACGCACUAAAAGGCAGCAGCGUACUCAUGAAAGACAUAGCACUGAAACUGAUUUAGAUUAUGAAGAUGCCAAUACCAAUACCAAUAACAGAGACAAUGGUGUACUUGGUUUGGAUCCGGAAGGAGAGAAGGUACAUGAUGUCAACUAUAUUGUCAAGUUGAUUUUAACAAAAGAUGCUAGAGGUCAAAACUUUCAAAAACAGCAUAUAAAUCAGUAUCUUACUAACAAGAGAUUCAAAUCAGAUUCAUUGCUAGAUGAUGCUAUUGCUAUAUUGGAAAACGUUUAUGGAUUAACCUUGGUCGAUGCGCCCACAGCUAAACAAGAAAAAAAGUUUAAUGCAAGUCACGGAGAUCAAAGAAAUGUGAUUGAUACCCUGAAUGCCAAUGGUGGUGUAAAUGGUGGAAAUGGUGACAAAAUCACAAAGAAAACCCCACCAAGAAAUAGGUUCUUUUUGGUUAGUAAUCUUCUGCAACCGGCACAACAAGUAUUGGGUGAUUUAUGGAUGACAACAGUAAAUUCUUCACUAGAUAAGACCAAGAUUGGGGACACCAGAUUCUUUUUACCUAAAUUUAAACAAAGCAUUUUACCCAAACUGAAUUCAGACUUGGUUAAAACUGGGAUAAUGAUGCUUGUAACCACUUUAGUUAUAUUAUCAGAGAAUCACAUCAUGGAAUCACAAUUGAUCCGGAGUUUGAGAAAAUUUGGUAUAUCUGACAAUAACGCUAUGAAGAAUAGCAAUAUAAAUAUGAAUUGGGAAGAUGUUUUAAAAGAGUUGGUUAGUCGUGAAUAUUUAACCAAAUUGCAAUUAGCUGAUUCAGAAAAGGAUAAAAUUUAUGCGAUAUCAUUGGGGAGAAGAAGUUUAGCUGAACUAGAGCCAACAGGAGUGUAUGAAUAUAUUAAGACAUUGUAUGGGUCUGAUUUCAAUGAAGUAAUAGCCGAUAGGACAAGAGUGACUAUUGAAAGAGCGUAUAAGGUUGACUUGAAAGAGGAAGCCAAGCAAGCAGAAGCACAAAGACUUGCAGAAGCACAAGGACAUGCAGAAGCACAAGGACUUGCAGAAGCACAAGGACAUGCAGAAAUAUCUAAUGGUCAAGGGCUAGAGACAACACAGAUAAUGUAA
Messenger RNA from Lodderomyces parapsilosis, 1221 nucleotides. RefSeq names its product Smc5-Smc6 complex subunit. Gene Ontology annotation, cellular component: nucleus. The record is from RefSeq and is a predicted model, not a curated record. NCBI's taxonomy places the organism in Eukaryota, Fungi, Ascomycota, Pichiomycetes, Serinales, Debaryomycetaceae. Gene Ontology annotation, biological process: DNA repair. The coding region runs from base 1 to 1221 and encodes 406 amino acids. The transcript has a single exon.